UUAAUAAAAUUAGAAAUGAGAAUAAGCCAAAAGCAGAAACAUUGGGAAAUGGGAAAGGAAAGAUAAUAAACCACUAUCCCAAUUAUUGAUGCUUAAAAUGCAAGGUAGAUCUUGACAUUUUAACAGCAAUCAAAACACACAUUGUCGGAUAAUACCCAUCUGAGUUUGAGAUUUGGCUGAGGAAUUCGGAAAAUGGAGAGAGGGGUUUCUUGGCCUAGUAAAGAUGAGCUAAAUAGAAUAAGGAAAGUGGUUUCUGCAAUGGCUGGGAGAAGUCCCGAGGAAGUUCGUGUUGUAGUUUCUCCUUAUCGGAUUUGCCCUCUUGGUGCGCACAUUGAUCAUCAGGGUGGAACUGUUUCAGCUAUGACAAUUAACAGAGGAAUACUUCUGGGGUUUAUUCCUUCUGGGGAUACUAAGGUAAAAAAAAGUUGUUCAGGUUCAUAAACUGUGACUUUAUGCAGCAGUUGUUUCGAGUCAAAUUGCAUCAACAAGACAGAAAUAGCA
Messenger RNA from Jatropha curcas, 501 nucleotides. Lineage: Eukaryota; Viridiplantae; Streptophyta; Magnoliopsida; Malpighiales; Euphorbiaceae. The record is from RefSeq and is a predicted model, not a curated record.